AUGACACUUUUGAAGUACUUUAAAUGGCUCUUGGGAUCCGAAUCCCCUUUGAAAUACAUGAAAAAAGGCAUUGAGAAUCACUUCGGUGGAGCUACUUGCUCAAUCUUAUCAAGGACAUUCACGACGCGGUCGUCGUUGGUCAACUUCCUCCUCGAUUGUAAGGGAUGUUCUCCUCGGCUGCCUGUUGGCACAGAUUAUUAG
This is a messenger RNA of Prunus armeniaca (apricot), 201 nucleotides long. The record is from the annotation of a GenBank genome assembly. NCBI's taxonomy places the organism in Eukaryota, Viridiplantae, Streptophyta, Magnoliopsida, Rosales, Rosaceae.